Panicum virgatum (switchgrass) is the source of this 2015-nucleotide messenger RNA. Its product is annotated as GTP cyclohydrolase 1-like. Gene Ontology annotation, biological process: tetrahydrobiopterin biosynthetic process; tetrahydrofolate biosynthetic process. NCBI's taxonomy places the organism in Eukaryota, Viridiplantae, Streptophyta, Magnoliopsida, Poales, Poaceae. Gene Ontology annotation, cellular component: cytoplasm. The record is from RefSeq and is a predicted model, not a curated record. The transcript is spliced from 3 exons. The coding region runs from base 156 to 1589 and encodes 477 amino acids. Gene Ontology annotation, molecular function: zinc ion binding; GTP binding; GTP cyclohydrolase I activity.
UCCACGAUCCGGUGGAGGCCGAAAGUCCAAAAGGUCAACAAGGAGGAGGCGCGGCGAGGCGAUCCACCCGACCCGCCGCACUCCACCCAUCUCGAGGCCCGGAAGGUGGCCGACGUCCUCCACCCGCUCCACACCCCAUCGCUUCGUCGCUACGCAUGGAUACCACCGCCAUGGGAGCGCUCGAGGAGGCACACCUCGCCGCCGCCGUGGCCGCCGCGUGCGCGUGCGAGGAGGAGGACGAUGACCUCGAGCUGCUUGGCGGGGAGGCGUCGCCCGCGGCGGCCGCGGCCGACGCCAUGGAGCCGGCGGUCCGCGCGCUGCUGGCGGGGCUCGGUGAGGACGAGCGCCGCGAGGGGCUGCGCCGGACGCCCAAGCGCGUCGCCAAGGCCUUCCGCGACGGCACCCGAGGUUACAGGCUAAAAGUAAAGGACAUUGUGCAGGGUGCUCUGUUUCCAGAGGUUGGUGUUGACAAAAGGACCGGGUCUGCUGGUGGAACUGGAGGGCAAGUUGUUGUUCGAGAUAUUGAGCUUUUCUCAUACUGUGAGUCAUGCUUGCUUCCAUUCAGCAUACAAUGCCAUGUUGGGUAUGUGCCCUCAGGUGGAAGGGUUGUUGGGUUAAGCAAGCUUUCUAGAGUAUCAGAUGUCUUUGCCAAGAGAUUGCAAAACCCUCAAAGAUUAGCUAACGAAGUCUGUGGCGCACUGCAUGCUAGCAUUCAACCUGCUGGUGUGGCUGUUGCUCUGCAGUGCUGGCACAUCCCUUUGCCAGAAAACUUGGAAUGCAAGACUUUGCAAGGUUGGAUUAGAACUUCACAUUCAUCUCGCUCCGGAGUUUUUGAAGGUGAAAACAGCACUUUCUGGAGUGACUUCUUGGCUCUUCUUAAGCUUAGGGGCAUAGACAUGGAGGUGGAUAACCAUUCUGCCUAUAUUCCUUGGUGCCCCUUAAGGUCUCAUGAGGUCCCACUCUCUAACGGGCACUGCAAGAAAAGCUCAACUAAUGGCAUGGUUUCAGCAGUUACCUCGAUGAUCUUAUCACUUGGAGAGGACCCCCUCAGGAAAGAACUUUUAGGCACUCCUCAGCGCUAUGUGCAGUGGCUGAUGAAAUUCAGAGCAUGUAAUCUGGAUGUGAAGCUGAAUGGCUUUACACUUGGUAAUGUCAGCAUAUAUGAGAGGCCAGGUGGAGGCAUGGUAGAUCAUGGAGCGAUCCGGUCUGAGCUGCAUUUUCCAUUUUGUGCUCAAUGUGAGCACCAUCUUCUGCCUUUCUAUGGAGUAGUGCACAUUGGGUACUUUGACAAUGGAAGCGGAGAAGGCAUUGAUCGGUCACAUUUUCAGGCAUUGGUUCAUUUCUAUGGGUGCAAGCUUCAGGUUCAGGAAAGGAUGACAAGGCAGAUAGCUGAAGCAGUUUAUUCCAUUUCACACAAUGGGGUCAUGGUGGUUGUUGAGGCCAACCACAUUUGCAUGAUCUCAAGAGGGGUAGAGAAAAUAAGGAGCAACACUGCAACAAUUGCAGUGUUGGGCCAGUUCUUGACCGACCCUUCUGCCAAGGCACACUUCUUACAGAAUGUUUUAGAUACAGCUGGUCCUGCGGUUUGAGUCGUAUGACCUAGCGAAGAAAAAUAUAUAUGGUUGGGAGUCACUACCUAAUGAUGGCAAUGCUUGCCAAUCUACGAGUCUGGUGUCAUUACCAAUUUACCAUAGAAAAUGUCCGUUGCUUGAUGGGUGCAAAUUGUUGCCCGGAAGAUUGAUUGUACCGAGGGUAUCAGAAGAAAGCACCAAAGGGGGUUUGGUUCUCUCUCAUGUUGUACCAUGUUACUUGUACGGCACUUUAAAUAAAUAGUAAUAGUUACGACUGUGCCAAGAAAGAUAUGUAGUUACUCAGAUUUGUUUAGAUUAUUUUCAAACUUACCAUUUGUUCAUGAAAUUUUGGUGGAAGAUUGUUCAAGCUCUUGUUGUAGUGUUGAAUUUGCCUUCCGAUGGCUGACAGGUUGUCCAUACGUUCUUACAAUCCUGUUGAGAUCA